Messenger RNA from Conger conger (European conger), 1107 nucleotides. RefSeq names its product GTPase IMAP family member 9-like. The coding region runs from base 1 to 1107 and encodes 368 amino acids. Gene Ontology annotation, molecular function: GTP binding. The transcript is spliced from 2 exons. NCBI's taxonomy places the organism in Eukaryota, Metazoa, Chordata, Actinopteri, Anguilliformes, Congridae. The record is from RefSeq and is a predicted model, not a curated record.
AUGUACUGGGAGGCACAGCUGGAGAGGAAGGCUCGAGAGCUGGAGGCCAGGCACAAGACUGAGCUGGAGGAGAAGGACCGGAAAAUAAGAGAAUUAGAAGGACGCACUGAUGAUACAUUACUGGUUGAGGGUAAAGAUCAGAGCCGUCUGAGGAUUGUGCUCGUGGGGAAGACAAAAAAUGGGAAAAGUGCCACAGGAAACACCAUACUGCAGAAGGAGGAGUUCCAGUCUGAGUCCAGUUCAACAUCAGUGACUACCUGCUGUCAGAAAAGAGAAGGGGAAGUAGCUGGCAGGCGUGUUGCUGUAGUUGACACACCAGGUCUCUUUGACACAGAAGUGUCUAAUGAGGUGGUCCAGCAGGAAAUAGCCAAAUGCGUCUCCUAUUUGGCCCCAGGACCUCAUGUGUUUCUCCUGGUGCUACAGAUCGGGAGAAUCACAAAGGAGGAGAAGGACACAUUGCAGCUCAUUCAGAGUACCUUUGGUACAAUGGCUGAAAUGUUCACCAUAGUCUUGUUCACAAGAGGGGAUGAUCUUAAUAAACCAAUUGAAAGUUUCAUUGAAAAAGGUGGUGCUACACUCCAGAAUCUGAUUCAUGACUGUGGACACAGGUUUCAUGUCUUCAAUAAUAAAGAGAAGAGCAACUUCACCCAAGUGUCUGAGCUGCUGGAUAAGAUAGACAUGAUGGUGCAGAAGAAUGGAGGAGGCUGCUACACCAAUGAGAUGUUCCAGGAGGCAGAAAUGACCAUAAGGAAAGAAUGUGAGAGAAUACUGAGAGAGAGAGAGGGAGAGAUGCAGAGAGGGAGAGAGAAGCUGCAGGCAAAACAUGAAGAGGAGGUGAAAGGGAUGAAGAGAAGGAUGGAAGAACAGAGACUUAAAGAAGAGGAAGAAAGAAUCCAUCGUGAACAAGAGCUGAAAGAAAAAGAAGAACAUUUAAGGAAAGAGCUACAAGACUGGAAGAAAAGAGAGCAGGAGGAAAAAGAAAGACGAGAAGAGGAAGAGAAAAAGAAGAAGGAAAUGCAAGAAUUAAAGUGGAAGAAAAAAAUUAAUCAGAUAGAGGGAGAGAAAAUGAAACUCAAGAGAGGACUUGAAAAGAAAGAAAGAAGAUGA